AUGGAGGGACACAUCCCUGGCCAGGAAACCAUGCCGACUGACACGGAGCCCUCCAACACUGUCAAGCUGCUGCACCUGGUUUUCCUCUCCACCUCCUGGGGAAUGCAGAUCUGGGUGACCUUUGUGGCUGGGUUCGUGAUGGGCAGCCGCCUCCCUCGCCACACUUACGGCUUCAUCCAGCGCGAGCUCUUCCCCUACUACUUCCACAUCGGCUCCGCUUGUGCCUUCCUCAACCUGACUCUAUUUGCCAUGUACCACCCCAGCGAGCAGCUCAGCGACGAACAAAUGACCCAGAUCAUCGUCUUCUUCAUUUGCAUCGCUGCUUCUGUGCUGAACACACAGUGGUUCGGGCAGGUCACCUCUGACAUCGUGGCCGACAUGCACCUCGUUGAGCGCAGCCACGGCCUUGGCCAGGAGGUUGGGCUGUUUACCACCAAGUCCUGCAGGCAGCUGCGUGUCUCCAACCCCAGCUACGGGCAGCUGUCCCAGCAGCUCACCCUCUACCACACUCUGUCCUCCCUCUGCAACCUCUGCUGCAUCGCGUGCAAUGGCUUGAGCUUGUACUACUUGGCUGCCCGUCUCUCUACCCUGUGA
This is a messenger RNA of Gavia stellata (red-throated loon), 594 nucleotides long. RefSeq names its product transmembrane protein 205 (gene TMEM205). The coding region runs from base 1 to 594 and encodes 197 amino acids. The record is from RefSeq and is a predicted model, not a curated record. The transcript is spliced from 3 exons. Lineage: Eukaryota; Metazoa; Chordata; Aves; Gaviiformes; Gaviidae.